Acipenser ruthenus (sterlet) is the source of this 8112-nucleotide messenger RNA. RefSeq lists its product as uncharacterized. The transcript has 60 exons. The record is from RefSeq and is a predicted model, not a curated record. Gene Ontology annotation, cellular component: cell surface. The coding region runs from base 40 to 8007 and encodes 2655 amino acids. Lineage: Eukaryota; Metazoa; Chordata; Actinopteri; Acipenseriformes; Acipenseridae. Gene Ontology annotation, biological process: cell-matrix adhesion.
AGAUGUACAACUGAUAUUGGUAAACACAAUAUCAUCACCAUGGGGUACCAUUCUCACUCUGCGUGUAUGUUAGUGGCCGUCACUAUCGUCAUUGGUUGCUUCACAAAGUCAGCAUUUGCUCAGUGCAGUACCACCCAGGUUAAUGAAACUACUUUUUGUGCAAAUGUUAACAGCACUUUAAUUAAUUCCUCCCUGGCAACUGGAGACCUCUCCAAUGGGCUGUGCAAUUACAGCAUUGCCGAAUAUGCCUGCUCUUCAGCGGUCAACAUAAAUGAAAGCAGGCUUGCUGACCUGUUAAAAUGCAUAGCUAACAACAAUGUGAACGUCACAAAAGAAGCUGUGAAGCUGUUCUUUAUCAAAGUAUCUGGAAUACUGAAUGGAGCUUUGAGUGCCUAUGCUAACGAGACCACUACCCCCAGUCCGUCUAAGGCUCUCAUCCUUGAUGUACUGGGAGAGUUAAGCGUUAACAGUUUCAGCACUGAAAACUUAACCAACGUGGAUCUCAUCAAGCAGUGGUUCCUAACAGGAUUCAAACCAUUCCUGGCAUCUGCAUCUGUGGAUUUCUUAUCAUGCUUAAGCACCAAAAACUUCAGCUGUGAGACAUACCAGGCCGUAGUAACAGGGCUAAAUAACAUAUUUUCAGUUAUGGACAACAGAGGGCAGAAAUGGGGAUACACAUUUUUUAUGAAGCCCUUCUUAUCAAGAUUUAACGCAUCAGGAUCCUCCUGCUCUUCCAAUAUCACCAACAGCCGAGACUGGCUUCAGAAGAACUUCGGGCAGUUUGUUGUCUUUGCCGAGUACAGAGAUUUGGUUAAUUUGAACAGCAACUUCAGUGGGCUGGAAGCACUGGAUCUGCUUACCCCAGUACAGAUAGCAGACCUGACUCUGGACCCCAAAGUCGGUGCUCUGAACAAUGUGGAGAUGAUCAAUAAAAUCUUUGAUGGACUGCAGAACCGUUCACUUUACGACUUCUUCACACGUUUUGCCAAUAUUACAAUGCAGAAUAACGUGACAGUCAUCAACAACACUGAUGUGAGAACGGCCAUGCUGAACCGCACAUUUGCCGCCCUGAGUCCUGCAUUCCCCACCUUCAAUAGUACCGUCUGGGAAGAUUGGUUCCAAGUCAAACUAGUUCUACUGCUGCCCAGUAUCAAUCCUGGCACUCUGGAAACUAUACCAAACAACAUCUCCUGUGACUCCUACCAAGCAAUAGUAACAGGGCUAAAUAACAUAUUUUCAGUUAUGGACAACAGAGGGCAGAAAUGGGGAUACACAUUUUUUAUGAAGCCCUUCUUAUCAAGAUUUAACGCAUCAGGAUCCUCCUGCUCUUCCAAUAUCACCAACAGCCGAGACUGGCUUCAGAAGAACUUCGGGCAGUUUGUUGUCUUUGCCGAGUACAGAGAUUUGGUUAAUUUGAACAGCAACUUCAGUGGGCUGGAAGCACUGGAUCUGCUUACCCCAGUACAGAUAGCAGACCUGACUCUGGACCCCAAAGUCGGUGCUCUGAACAAUGUGGAGAUGAUCAAUAAAAUCUUUGAUGGGCUGCAGAACCGUUCACUUUACGACUUCUUCACACGUUUUGCCAAUAUUACAAUGCAGAAUAACGUGACAGUCAUCAACAACACUGAUGUGAGAACGGCCAUGCUGAACCGCACCUUUGCCGCCCUGAGUCCUGCAUUGCCCACCUUCAGUAGUGCCAUGUGGAAAGACUGGUUCCAAACCAAACUAGUUCUGCUGCUGCCUAGUGUCAAUCCUGGCACUCUGGAAACUAUACCAAAAAACAUCACCUGUGACUCCUACCAAGCAAUUGUGGCAGGACUGAGCUCCAUCAGUGGCAUGAUUAAUACAACUGUGCAGCGUGAAGUCUUCAAAUAUAUUGUGAUGUCACUUAAAGGAUCCUCCUGCUCUUCCAAUAUCACCAACAGCCGAGACUGGAUUCAGAAGAACUUCGGGCAGUUUGUUGUCUUUGCCGAGUACAGAGAUUUGGUUAAUUUGAACAGCAACUUCAGUGGGCUGGAAGCACUGGAUCUGCUUACCCCAGUACAGAUAGCAGACCUGACUCUGGACCCCAAAGUCGGUGCUCUGAACAAUGUGGAGAUGAUCAAUAAAAUCUUUGAUGGGCUGCAGAACCGUUCACUUUACGACUUCUUCACACGUUUUGCCAAUAUUACAAUGCAGAAUAACGUGACAGUCAUCAACAACACUGAUGUGAGAACGGCCAUGCUGAACCGCACCUUUGCCGCCCUGAGUCCUGCAUUGCCCACCUUCAGUAGUGCCAUGUGGAAAGACUGGUUCCAAACCAAACUAGUUCUGCUGCUGCCUAGUGUCAAUCCUGGCACUCUGGAAACUAUACCAAAAAACAUCACCUGUGACUCCUACCAAGCAAUUGUGGCAGGAAUGAGCUCCAUCAGUGGCAUGAUUAAUACAACUGUGCAGCGUGAAGUCUUCAAAUAUAUUGUGAUGUCACUUAAAGGAUCCUCCUGCUCUUCCAAUAUCACCAACAGCCGAGACUGGCUUCAGAAGAACUUUGGGCAGUUUGUUGUCUUUGCCGAGUACAGAGAUUUGGUUAAUUUGAACAGCAACUUCAGUGGGCUGGAAGCACUGGAUCUGCUUACCCCAGUACAGAUAGCAGACCUGACUCUGGACCCCAAAGUCGGUGCUCUGAACAAUGUGGAGAUGAUCAAUAAAAUCUUUGAUGGGCUGCAGAACCGUUCACUUUACGACUUCUUCACACGUUUUGCCAAUAUUACAGUGCAGAAUAACGUGACAGUCAUCAACAACACUGAUGUGAGAACGGCCAUGCUGAACCGCACCUUUGCCGCCCUGAGUCCUGCAUUGCCCACCUUCAGUAGUGCCAUGUGGAAAGACUGGUUCCAAACCAAACUAGUUCUGCUGCUGCCUAGUGUCAAUCCUGGCACUCUGGAAACUAUACCAAAAAACAUCACCUGUGACUCCUACCAAGCAAUUGUGGCAGGACUGAGCUCCACCAGUGGCAUGAUUAAUACAACUGUGCAGCGUGAAGUCUUCAAAUAUAUUGUGAUGUCACUUAAAGGAUCCUCCUGCUCUUCCAAUAUCACCAACAGCCGAGACUGGAUUCAGAAGAACUUCGGGCAGUUUGUUGUCUUUGCCGAGUACAGAGAUUUGGUUAAUUUGAACAGCAACUUCAGUGGGCUGGAAGCACUGGAUCUGCUUACCCCAGUACAGAUAGCAGACCUGACUCUGGACCCCAAAGUCGGUGCUCUGAACAAUGUGGAGAUGAUCAAUAAAAUCUUUGAUGGGCUGCAGAACCGUUCACUUUACGACUUCUUCACACGUUUUGCCAAUAUUACAAUGCAGAAUAACGUGACAGUCAUCAACAACACUGAUGUGAGAACGGCCAUGCUGAACCGCACCUUUGCCGCCCUGAGUCCUGCAUUGCCCACCUUCAGUAGUGCCAUGUGGAAAGACUGGUUCCAAACCAAACUAGUUCUGCUGCUGCCUAGUGUCAAUCCUGGCACUCUGGAAACUAUACCAAAAAACAUCACCUGUGACUCCUACCAAGCAAUUGUGGCAGGACUGAGCUCCAUCAGUGGCAUGAUUAAUACAACUGUGCAGCGUGAAGUCUUCAAAUAUAUUGUGAUGUCACUUAAAGGAUCCUCCUGCUCUUCCAAUAUCACCAACAGCCGAGACUGGCUUCAGAAGAACUUCGGGCAGUUUGUUGUCUUUGCCGAGUACAGAGAUUUGGUUAAUUUGAACAGCAACUUCAGUGGGCUGGAAGCACUGGAUCUGCUUACCCCAGUACAGAUAGCAGACCUGACUCUGGACCCCAAAGUCGGUGCUCUGAACAAUGUGGAGAUGAUCAAUAAAAUCUUUGAUGGGCUGCAGAACCGUUCACUUUACGACUUCUUCACACGUUUUGCCAAUAUUACAGUGCAGAAUAACGUGACAGUCAUCAACAACACUGUUGUGAGAACGACCAUGCUGAACCGCACCUUUGCCGCCCUGAGUCCUGCAUUGCCCACCUUCAGUAGUGCCAUGUGGAAAGACUGGUUCCAAACCAAACUAGUUCUGCUGCUGCCUAGUGUCAAUCCUGGCACUCUGGAAACUAUACCAAAAAACAUCACCUGUGACUCCUACCAAGCAAUUGUGGCAGGACUGAGCUCCAUCAGUGGCAUGAUUAAUACAACUGUGCAGCGUGAAGUCUUCAAAUAUAUUGUGAUGUCACUUAAAGGAUCCUCCUGCUCUUCCAAUAUCACCAACAGCCGAGACUGGCUUCAGAAGAACUUCGGGCAGUUUGUUGUCUUUGCCGAGUACAGAGAUUUGGUUAAUUUGAACAGCAACUUCAGUGGGCUGGAAGCACUGGAUCUGCUUACCCCAGUACAGAUAGCAGACCUGACUCUGGACCCCAAAGUCGGUGCUCUGAACAAUGUGGAGAUGAUCAAUAAAAUCUUUGAUGGGCUGCAGAACCGUUCACUUUACGACUUCUUCACACGUUUUGCCAAUAUUACAGUGCAGAAUAACGUGACAGUCAUCAACAACACUGAUGUGAGAACGGCCAUGCUGAACCGCACCUUUGCCGCCCUGAGUCCUGCAUUGCCCACCUUCAGUAGUGCCAUGUGGAAAGACUGGUUCCAAACCAAACUAGUUCUGCUGCUGCCUAGUGUCAAUCCUGGCACUCUGGAAACUAUACCAAAAAACAUCACCUGUGACUCCUACCAAGCAAUUGUGGCAGGACUGAGCUCCAUCAGUGGCAUGAUUAAUACAACUGUGCAGCGUGAAGUCUUCAAAUAUAUUGUGAUGUCACUUAAAGAUCCAGCUCCACUACGCUGCUACACAAAUAACAGCUUCCUUGUGUACAUGAACGAUACCUUCCUCAACUUCAGAAGCUUCCUUACUCUAACCAGCAUCCUUUCAGUGGCUCCAGAAACACGUGCAGCAGAGCUGUUAAACACUGUAACACCCACUGAGCUGAGUGAAUUUCUCAGCGUGCCUGAACGCAUUGACAACUCCACCCUGCUCACUGAAGUUUUGAAAAACUACAGACAGUUACCUCUGUUCGUUGAUGGUUUUAAUGGGAGGACUUCGCAGUUGAACAUCUCUAAAGCCAUUAAAUCAUCCAUCCUGAGGGCUGUGUGGCCUACGGUUCUGAGCACUGAUAGUGAAGCUGAACUGGAUAAAUGGUUUACCAAAAGACUGAUCCCAUACCUGGAAGCUUUCGAUAAGAACCUCAUUACUUCCAGUGACACUCUGGCUGCCAAAUGCUUGCCGUUCAGGAAAAUGGUUCAGGUUCUUGGAAACAGCAGCAGCAAUUAUACAGACCUCGACAGGAAGGAUGUGUAUGGUACAAUUAAUUCAUAUCUUUCAACAGGCACAAAGCCGAAGUGUUUUAAUGCUACAGACCCAACUCUGAAUUCAACUGCUUGGUUUGCUAAUUACCUCGGACCAUUCAUUACCUUCAGCAACAAAAGUGACAUCAAUUUAUUUGGUUCGACAGAACAACUUAAGAUCUUUGCGGAUAACCCUGACAAUCUGAAGCUCAUGAACAAUGAACUCAUCCCUCAGGAUGUCCGUGCUCUCUAUAGCUCAUUGGUGUUUGCUCAAAAUGCAGCAUUCAAUAUUUCAGAGCUUCCUGAUCCACUCUUUUGUGUUGCCCCGGACACUGGAUACUCUUCUGUGAAAUCAGCUGAGCUGCAAGCUUUGACAGCGAGGUUGCUAAAAGCCUGUAACAAGACUAUAAAUCCUGUGAUUAUUUCAGGUGUGGUCGGAAAAAUUGAAAAUGUUUCUGCAGAAGACUUAACAGCCCUAGGAAAUCAAAGUGGCCAACUUUCACAAGGACAGAUUGAUCAGAUUCAGCCUGGAGUUGUUAUACAAACUCUUAACAUCCUGAAUACAGUCAAGUGGAACCAAGGACAGGCCAAUCGCCUGGUUAAAAAGCUGUUCGGAAAUGGGUACAAGCUUGACAGUGUAAAUUCGCUUACAUCUCUGGGAACCCUGGUCCAAGGCCUGCCUUCUACCACAGUUGAGAGUGUUAGCACUGAAGUCGCUGUCAACGUAGCAAAGGAUCCAGCUUUUGUUCAGAACAUCAUUAAAGGACCAGAAGUUGUUCAACAGAUAUUUGUUAACAAGAUAAUUACUGUGAGCAAUGAUCCCAGCACCAUUUUGCAAAAUAUUCCUAAUGAAAUGGCAGGUCUAAUUCCAUUGCGUUUAUUGACUUUCUCUGGAUCCACGUUUAAUCUUGAACAAAUCAAAAAUAAACAAUGGAAAAAGGAACAGGCUUUGCUGUUUUUUGACAAACUAGCAUCCAGCACCACCAUUUAUGCUGAUCUUUCCUCAUCUGUACUGCAAGGAUUCAGCAGCAGUGCCAUGCAAAACAUUCCAAACAACAACAUCGUCAACAUUAUCAAAGCUUGUAAGGGUAAAAAGGUACCCCUAGUGGAGGACCAGCUGUCCUCCAUGGCUUAUCAUGUCACUGCAAAUGCUUCACCACAGGACUUCACCAGCUAUCCUGUAGACAUGCUACUCUAUUACCCCUACAGUAAAGUUCAGCCAGCAAACUGCCAAUCAUACUUGACAGCAACUGGUGGUGCAAACUUCAACGUUUUAUCCAACGCAAAUAAACAAAAUGCCCUCAUAGACUCUGCUAAAAACUGUCUGGGUAUAACAGGCACCAGGCUCAGCAGUGAAAAUUUAAAUGUGCUCAACAAUAUGGUUUGUAUCCUGAAUGGAAGCUACAUUGAAAACUCGGACAAUCUAAUCUUGGAAAAACUCAAGAAGUGCGAACAGCUCACUGGUGAACAAAUUGCAUCUGUUCAGAAAGUCCUUUUCAGCGGCACUACAAAGUAUGGAAACCCUUCAACUUGGACACAGCAGACUCUCAAAGACCUUGAAGAAUUGCCAUUGUUCCUAACAAGCGAGUUUUGGUCCAAGUUCAAUAAGGAUGACAGAAAAAGCUUCCUCAAAGACUUCCUCAAAGACCAGAAAAUAAGCCUAAAAAAAGAACUUUUUAGACAACUAGGUCUGGCAAGAAGAGCAAGACGUGCAGCUGGAUGCACUGUUGGAGAAAUAACAACAGCCACGAUCAAUGAAGUUACUUUCCCAAUUGAUUAUGAUGAGACACAGUUCAGCUUGUGUUUAGCCAGCAACACUGUGAAGAACAACCUGGCUCUCUUGACUGGAAAAGUUUUGGUUGAAAAUCAUCAGACUAUCCUUUUGCAAAAAUUAAAUGAGGCAUACAACAACAACAUUCCUGAGGAUCAACUUCAAUUGCUUGGUGCCACUUCACGAGUGGCCACUUUAUCUGACAUCAAUUCAUGGACCAUCACUACAAUUGAUACUCUGUCAGCUUUGAUGAAAUCUGAGGACGGGGGAUGGGCUGCUAAUAAGAGUGCAGCUAUAAUUACAAAAUAUUUAGGUGCUGGCAAAACCUUGGAUGCUGUAGCACUGAAAGCUAUUGGCGGUGAAAACCUGUGCUCUCUUAGUGUGAGCCAACUGAAAAACAUUACAGCACCUAACCUGAGAGAUGCAGGGGCUUUGGACAUUUCUUCAUGCACUCCUGAGAAAAAGAAAGAACUGUACAAUACAGCUUCUGCAGCUUUGAUCAGCCAAAGGAGUGAUGUGCUGACGUACUACAACCUCAUCAAGCCCUAUCUAGGUGGUGCUCCCCUGAAUGAAAUACAGAGAAUUAGUACACAGAACAUUAACAUGGACUGGACAACUUUCAUGAGCCUUGACAAAGAUGUUAUCAUGAAACUCACCCCUAAUGAGGUUAAAACCAUUCUCGGCACCAACUUGGGAGAACUUAAAAACAGACUACAGGAUCCAACAAUAAAGGCAUGGUCAUUGCUUCAGCAACAGUCAGCACUUAACAAUCUUGGGAUAACUGGGUUAACUGGAAAACCAGACCCUGUUCCAGGUGGCAUCAUAACAGCUCUGAAACCAGUGGGAGCAGGAGCGAACCUGAUCGUACCUCGCCUGCUACAGACGCUCUUCAUUGGUGUGCUGAUAGCUGCAUUGCAAAAAGUCCUGUAACUUGACAGUGUUGAUUAAAGUAUACAUGUAAAAAAAAAAUAAUAAUAAUAACACUGCCAAUGUUAGAACAAUGUGAGAGGAAGGUGGUUUAAUGCAGUGAAAUUG